AUGACUGACAGGCGACGACUUAAUGGCCCAGCUGGCACUACCAGUCCUCCGGUUUUUGCACCCUCAAACAGUACAAAAGACCUGCGUCAAACGCGACAAAGGAAACCUAAUGAACUACGCAAGAUCUUCCUCCAGACUGGAGUGAUUCCGUCCGCGACAGGCUCUGCUUACCUGGAACUUGAAUGUCCUCCAAGACCGAAAGCGGCGAUACUGAAUACUUCUUCCACCAUAAAACUGUCAUGCUCAGUUCAUGGGCCGAAGCCCUUACCAAGAACAGCCUCUUUCUCCCCGAACCUGCAGUUGUCUGCGUCAGUGAAGUUUGCUCCUUUCGCGACGCGGGUGCGUCAAGGUUACAUACGGGACUCCACGGAGAGGGACAUUUCGAUGCACCUGGAAACUGCGCUGAAGGGUGUGAUCAUCCCUGACAGAUGGCCAAAAAGUGCAAUUGAUAUUGCCGUGACGGUGCUCGAGGGCGAAGAUGACCAGUGUGACGGGGAUCGCUUUAGUGGUAUCGGGUUGUUCAAUGUGCUGGCUGGCUGUAUAAAUGUCGCCAUGGCAGCACUUGCAGAUGCCAGGGUCGACUGUCUGGAUGUGUUGGCUGCCGGAGUGGGUGCGCUUGUCCCUGGUAAAGAGAAACCACGCAUGCUGCUGGAUCCGGCCUGUACCGAGCAUGAGGAGGUUCAGGCGUCUUGCCUGGUCGGCUACUUGCCAUCCAGAGACGAGGUUGUGGAAGUAUGGUCCAAUGGUUCUGUGCAGACUGUCGGUGGCAAUGGUGGAAUCGGGGUUGGUGAAUUGGUGGAUAGCGCUGUUGCUGCUGCUCGAGGAGCUCAGACGGUGAUCAAAGAGGUCUUGAUCGACGCUAUGGCGAGGACCGAAGUCCAUGGCAAGAAGAUGCCUCACGAUGGAACGAACGAUGUGGAGAUGAUGACAUGA
Molecule: messenger RNA, 933 nt
Organism: Exophiala dermatitidis NIH/UT8656
Lineage: Eukaryota; Fungi; Ascomycota; Eurotiomycetes; Chaetothyriales; Herpotrichiellaceae
Product: ribonuclease PH
Exons: 2
Coding region: 1-933 (310 amino acids)
Biological process (GO): U4 snRNA 3'-end processing; rRNA catabolic process; nuclear mRNA surveillance
Cellular component (GO): nucleolus; cytoplasmic exosome (RNase complex); nuclear exosome (RNase complex)
Source: RefSeq, a predicted model, not a curated record